CUUUGAAUGUAUGUAUCGCAUGUGUAUAAUAUUGUUAUAUCUUUGAAAGAAGUUAUUUAAGUGUUAUUUUUGUGAUGAAAUAGCUACUUUAUUGUUUUUUGAUAUACAGAAGUGUUUUCGUUUGAUAAAGAUAGCUCAUUGUCAACAUUUUUUACUACACGUGUACUAUUCUCGAGUUUCUAACCUUAUAAAAUCGGAAUAUUAUCAUUUCUAGUAUUACUUCACUUGGCUUCAAAAUAUCCUAAUGCAAUAAUGGCAGAUUAUAUGUCUGCGGAGUUAGCAGCUACUUGUGCUGCAUUGGGUUAUUACGAUGGAAAAAAAUAUUAUUUGGAUGAACAUUGUCUGGAUGUUAUUAAGGAUUUGAUAAAAUAUUUAAAAAGAGAUGAUGAUGCUCAUUCCAUACGUCGUUAUCUUGGCCAAACAAAAUUACUUCAAUCUGAUCUUUUAAAAAUUUUUAUACAACACUGUAAUAAACUUGAAUUAUGGGAUGUAUUAUUAAGGUUAAUUAUUAAUUUAACGAGUCCUGCCUUAUUAAUUUAUAAUGAACAAAUACCUAUGGACAAGACUAUGCGCAAUUUCUAUUUACAAAUUAUAUCACAUUUGCAAAGUUAUAAAAUAGCUUUAGCAGAUGAUCAAAUAUGGAUAAUAGUUAAUAAUCGCUUGACCAAUAUCUUCAGUAUCGAUAAUAUGGAAAGAGGAGAAGAAAAUGAGAUGAUUAUUGAAAGAAUUUUAGCAUUAAUCAGGAAUGUACUUCAAGUUCCUCCUGAUGAAAAUGAAAAGCGUACUGAUAAUGAUGCUACAGUUCAUGAUCAGGUAUUAUUUGCACUUCAUGCAUCUGGUAUUGUCGAUAUAUUACUCUUCAUUGCAAGUAGUGCUAAAGAACAACAAUAUCAUAUGCAGAUUUUAGAGAUCAUAUCAUUGAUGUUACGUGAUCAAAGUGCAAGUCAGUUGGCAUCAGCAGGUUUACAGCGUAGUACAAUAGAAAAGGAAAAGGAUGAAGCAUUGCUACUAUCUAUACGACAGAAAGAAAAAUUGGAAAAAUUUGAAAAAUUAAAGAAGUACGCCGGUGCUAGGCACUCGCGUUUCGGCGGUACCUAUGUGGUACAGAAUAUGAAGGCAAUCGGAGACAAUCAAAUGUUGUGUCACAAACCUUAUGAAAAAGUCGAGGCAGUCGAGUUCAAUUCCCAAAAGACGAAAGUAAAGAAACCGAAGAACAAAUUGCCGAUACAGGAUUCAACGAACCAACGAAGAUCAGCAUUGAGCAUAAGACUUUUCCUUAAAGAAUUUUGCGUGGAAUUUCUUAAUGGUGUAUACAAUCCAGUAAUGAGAUAUGCAAAGUCGUGCGUUAUCAGUGACGUUCAAUGUGAUACAACGGAGGGUAGUUGUUAUCUCUGGGCGUUACGUUUUUUCAUGGAAUUUAAUCGAUGUUACAAGUUUCAAGUAAAAUAUGUGAGCGAAACGAUAUCCACGGAAAUAUUUUAUAUAAUACAAAGACAAAUGGAUCAGUAUUAUGAGAUGAUCGUUACCGAUAAGAAGAGGAUACCGAUAUGGUCUUACAGAUUGCAUUUGGCUUUGAAAGCGUAUAAGGAACUCCUUUAUACCUUAAUGGCGAUGGAUAAAAGUCCGGAUCAAGAUAUAAGAGAAUCUAGUAAGGUCAUUAAAAGCAACGUGUUUUAUGUCCCGGAAUAUCGGGAAACGAUACUCUCUCAGCUUCUCAACUUCGAUGAAUUUAAGAUGUCACGGAAAUACCUGAUCGACCUAGUAACGACCACCCACAUUUUUCUGAAGAUGUUAGAACAGUUUUGCGCCAAGGGACAACGAAGUCUCAUCGUCCAGAAGUUAAAGAAGAAACGACACAAAAGUAAAAAGCAGAAAUCUAUAUCGCGGAAAGAAGAAACGUCUAACCCGAGCUUAGAAAAUCGUUGGGACGAUCUGGCACCGGAAUUAUCUGCGGUGAUGCAAGAUGGAGGCUCGAUGCCGGAAAUGAUACCGUUUGACGCGACACUCGAUACACCCGUUGACGAUCAAAAGAGCGAUGCAAUGAAGAGAAUUCAAAAGCUGUUACGAUUGAAGCAUUUUGAGAAUGCUGUUGGACUUCUGCGAGCUUGUCGAGAAGUCUGGCCGGAGAACGACUCCUUUGGAAGGGCUGAUAUACCGCCUGAGGAAGAAUUUCUAGCACUCCGCGAAAUCUUCUUUGCAGAUCUCGGUGUUCCAGAGAAUGACUUUCCUACGCAACAAACGAGUCUGGAGAAUAAUUUCGAAGAUAAUUUCGCUCGCAACGAUGAAUACGAGGAAGAUGAAGAGGAUGAUCACGAAGAUGACGUGAUUGAAGAAACGGAUUUUAAAUUAAACGAAUUUGUGCAAAGAUUUGCAAAUAUAAAGAUCGUUAAAGCGUUGGCCAUUCUUCUGCAACAAUUCGAUAAGAAUACUAACGAGGUCAAUCAUUACGUGACGAAAAUGUUACACAGAAUCACUUGGGAGUGUAAAAUGCCUGCUAUGAUUUUUCAAGCAUCGAUAUUUCGAACAUUUCAAAAGAUUCUCGCGUCGAAAUAUCCUGAGCACAAGGAGCUUCAAAAGUUCGCAAUCUUCAUAAUCCGUCGUUUCAUCGAAGUCGCGCAGAAGAACCGGAAGUCGUAUAUGGAGUUACUCUUCUGGAAGAACACGCGCGACGCGACGCAAAUCGUCGAGGGUUACAAUACCGAGACGGAUAAGAAGAAAGUUUCGCGUGGUGUUUGGACGGAGGAGGAGGAGGACGAGUUACGAACCCUCUUCAUGGAGCAUCAGACUAACAAGCCUUCGGAAGAUCUGGUCGAUUGGAUACUCGAGAGACUCAUCAACGAAACUCGCACGCGUCGUGGGGUUAUUAAGAAACUAAAAGAGAUGUGCUUAGUCGUCAAUUCCAAGGCUGUAAGAAAUGAGGUACAGAAGAGACUGCCCAAGGAAUGGUCCGAGGAAGAGAUCGCUCAACUCACGGAACUUUGGGAACAGCUGAGAGAGGAUGAAGAUCCAGUGGAACUUAUUUUCAACGGGUUAAGAAUAAAGCGGACAAAAUCGAAGAUCAAAGAAAAGCUUUUAGAAUUAGGACUAGUCAAGGAUCCAAGGGAGCUGUACAAAAAGCGAUCUAGAAAAAGCAAUCACGGAAAAUCGUCGUGGGAAACACAGUCUGGCAGUAAUUCUGACGAGGAGGAUCGGGACUCCGAGGAAGAAAGUACAAAAUCCUCGGGGCGUAACGACGUGGCUCGAAGUAAACCAACGAAAAAGAGAACGACGACGACGACGACGACGACGACGACGACGAAGAGGAUGACGAAGCAAGAAGGAAGGUCGAGAAGGAAGCGAGACCAAAAGACGUUCCUUUACACGGAUGCACAAUUAUCUGGACUCUUGAAGGACGUCAUCGAAGGAAAUAUGAAGGAGUCGUUGGAAUGGAUCAAGGAAUCCUUAGAAGAUGCUUUGGAAGAUCGGGACGAGGAAAGCUCAGAAGGAAUUCCCUUGGUACCGUUGACAGACUAUUCGUCAGAUGCAAUGGAAUCGAGCAGUUUCCAAAAAUUACUACGUGCUAUGGGGAUAGUACCACCAGCGGACGAACAGGAAACCUAUUGGCGAAUUCCAGCGAACAUGCUCGCUUCUACCAUACGAAAACGAUGUGAUCUUAUUGCCAAUUCGUUGCAAGGGAAAUUCAUUAUCGAAGAAGUUCCGUCUGUGAACAAUGUCGACGGUAAUAAAAAUGAUCCAACCGAUGAAAGUGACGACGACGACGACGACGACGAAGACGUAUUGGAAAAUGUAAAAAGAUUUUUCGCGACUAAAGAACCUGUACCAUCGACCUCAAGAGAAUCAAAUGUACCGUUGGACACGGAAAAAUCUGAAAAGUCGAAUAAACGUGAUAUAAAAGCUGACGACACCAUCGUGCCACUGGAAGAGGGGAAUGAAGAGAAUCAGGAAGAAACGGGGAGUAAUUUCCAAGCAAUCGAAAAUGUAAAAAGAGUUUCUAAAGGUCGUCUCAAGAUACUUUUGGAUUCGUCGGAAUCUGAAUCAGAAAUCGAAAGGAAGGCAAAUGAAUCAGAAGACGAAGGUAAGAGAAAUAGAAGUGAAACCUCCGACGUGGAAAUUCCAUUAAGCAAGAGGCCACGUUUAUUGGAUAGCGACGAAGAUUCUGAUGAACCGUUCAAAGUAAAAACUUCUAAAAAAUCUAAAAUUACUACUAUAUCCAACAACGAGGAAGAUAAUCCAGAAGAAGAAAUUUCGACUCGCAACAAAUCUAUGUCCUCUCGAAUAAUCGAUAGCGACGAGGAGGAAAGCAUGACGGAAAAAAAAGGAAAUUCGAAGCCUACUCGAAAGAUAAUAAGCGACGACGAGGAAGACUAUUAACGUUCAAGAUAUAAAUUUAAUCAACAACGUUCUAAAUCAACAACGCUUUUGUGUUACUAUGUGAUCGUAUAAAUUUUCAUAUAUAUAUUAUUUCUUAAAAACGAUACUCAAUGAUAAUCGCAAGGUCUGCGUUAACUACUUUACCCGUUUGGCAAGAUAAGGUAGGUUCCUACAUGAUCUUUAUUUCGAAAUUAUUUGUUCUAACCUCUUUCCUUUACCCGAGAACUUUUGUACGAUCUCCUGGAGGAGUACGAAUUACGAUGUCCUUUUUACGUUGGCCUUCGAAACGAGCGAUCGUUUACACCCGGGUUACACUUCAGGGUGCCAAGAAAAACAGUUCUCGAAAGGCGUCCACAUUUCGCCAAGUAACGACGAAGAGAACAUGCGAGCGUGGUGGUGGCGCUGCGAUCGUCACCGUGUAUGUAUAUAUACAUACAUAUUAUACACGGCGUAGUAGAGUCGGUGUAGUAGCUUACUAGAGCCCAUUAUCGAUAUAUAUACGUAGAAGGGAGAGGGAAACGAAGUCGUUUAACUUCCUCGCUCGCAUGUUAGCCGAGUAACCGAUUGGCCAAUGUGGAUGACUUUACGUCUUUUGAUGGGCAGGGUGGACUAUUUCCUGGUUCUCCAAGCAAAAGUCCAACUUCAACGACGGUUGCCUGUGCAGGUGGUUCUUCCCGGGUUCUUCUAAUUUCUUCUGCGACGACGCUAAGUACGA
Molecule: messenger RNA, 5086 nt
Organism: Vespula pensylvanica (western yellowjacket)
Lineage: Eukaryota; Metazoa; Arthropoda; Insecta; Hymenoptera; Vespidae
Gene: timeout
Product: protein timeless homolog
Exons: 29
Coding region: 253-4371 (1372 amino acids)
Biological process (GO): DNA replication checkpoint signaling; DNA repair; replication fork arrest
Cellular component (GO): replication fork protection complex
Molecular function (GO): DNA binding
Source: RefSeq, a predicted model, not a curated record